Molecule: messenger RNA, 3532 nt
Organism: Fukomys damarensis (Damara mole-rat)
Lineage: Eukaryota; Metazoa; Chordata; Mammalia; Rodentia; Bathyergidae
Gene: Col8a1
Product: collagen type VIII alpha 1 chain
Exons: 4
Coding region: 209-2683 (824 amino acids)
Cellular component (GO): basement membrane
Molecular function (GO): protein binding
Source: RefSeq, a predicted model, not a curated record
UUCUUUUCUUUGCUCCCACUCCAUCCUAUUCUCUCUACCUCCCUCCCUCUUCCCGCGUCGCCUUCGCUGCUAACACCCCCUACACACACACAUCCUUGUCUCUCCGCCCUCUUGCAAGCUCCCAGCUCUGCCCUCUCCGCCCCUCCCCAGAGAAGUGUCCAGCUCCUCCCGGGGGUGCAGCCCUCAGCUCCUUCCCUGCCCACCUACUAUGAGGAGCAGCUCCUCCCACCUGCCCAUAAAAGCCAAGCGCAUGUUACCAGCCGCGGAUCAGAGCACUUCUCAGGACCUCUACGUGGGAGCCAGCGAGCCUGUCUCCUUGACCUUACGUGCCCAAGAAGCUGUUCUGGAAGUAAAGCAACAUCCAGUGAAGAAGCAGCAACCAGCCCCAGGGCUGCCACAAGCAAGGACACUGGUCCUCAUUUCUGAAGGCCAACCAAGUUUAAAUGUGAUGGCCAUACCACCCGGUCUUCUCCAGUUUCUUGGAGUGCUGCUCACCAUUUCCCUGACCUCCAUCAGGUUCAUUCAGGCUGGUGCCUACUAUGGGAUCAAGCCACUGCCACCUCAGAUACCUCCUCAGAUGCCACCGCAAAUUCCAUACCAGCCCCUGGGCCAGCAAGUACCUCAUAUGCCUCUGGGCAAAGAUGGCCUUGCCAUGGGCAAAGAGCUGCCUCACUUGCAGUAUGGCAAAGAGUAUCCACACUUACCCCAAUAUAUGAAGGAGAUUCAACCAGUGCCAAGGAUGGGCAAAGAAACAGUACCCAAGAAAGGCAAAGUAGAAAUACCAUUAGCCAGUUUACGAGGAGAACAAGGUCCCCGUGGAGAACCUGGCCCAAGAGGGCCACCUGGACCUCCUGGUUUGCCGGGUCAUGGGAUCCCUGGAAUCAAAGGAAAACCAGGGCCACAAGGCUAUCCAGGAGUUGGAAAGCCAGGUAUGCCUGGAAUGCCAGGGAAGCCAGGAGCCAUGGGAAUGCCUGGGGCAAAAGGUGAAAUUGGACCCAAAGGGGAAAUUGGGCCUAUGGGGAUUCCAGGACCACAAGGACCUCCAGGGCCUCAUGGACUUCCUGGCAUUGGGAAGCCAGGUGGACCAGGAUUACCAGGACAGCCAGGAGCAAAGGGUGAUCGUGGACCCAAAGGACCAUCAGGACCUCCAGGCCUCCAAGGUCCUAAAGGAGAGAAGGGCUUCGGGAUGCCAGGUUUGCCAGGUCUGAAGGGCCCUCCAGGAAUUCAUGGCCCUCCUGGCCCCGUUGGACUGCCAGGAGUGGGAAAACCAGGAGUCACAGGCUUCCCUGGGCCCCAAGGCCCCUUGGGGAAGCCAGGGCCUCCAGGGGAAGCUGGCCCACAAGGACCUAUUGGGGUACCAGGUGCUCAAGGACCCCCUGGAAUGCCUGGACUUGGAAAACCAGGCCAGGAUGGGAUCCCUGGCCAGCCAGGAUUUCCAGGUGGCAAAGGGGAACAAGGACUACCAGGGGUGCCAGGACCCCCAGGCCUUCCAGGAGUGGGGAAACCAGGCUUCCCAGGGCCCAAAGGUGACAGGGGUGUUGGGGGUAUUCCUGGGGCUCUUGGACCCAGAGGAGAGAAAGGGCCAGUAGGUGCCCCUGGAAUGGGGGGUCCCCCAGGAGAGCCAGGCCUGCCUGGAAUCCCUGGUCCUAUGGGCCCUCCUGGUACUAUUGGUUUCCCUGGACCCAAAGGAGAAGGUGGAGUUGUGGGGCCCCAAGGUCCACCAGGUCCCAAGGGUGAGCCAGGGCUUCAAGGCUUUCCAGGAAAGCCAGGUUUCCUUGGUGAAGUGGGACCUCCCGGUAUGAGAGGUUUGCCAGGUCCCAUAGGGCCUAAGGGUGAAAUUGGCCACAAAGGAUUGCCAGGGCUUCCUGGUGUUCCAGGGCUGCUCGGACCCAAGGGAGAACCAGGCAUCCCAGGGGAUCAGGGUCUCCAGGGGCCCCCAGGUAUCCCAGGAAUUGGAGGCCCUAGUGGCCCCAUUGGGCCACCUGGAAUUCCAGGUCCAAAAGGGGAACCAGGUCUCCCAGGGCCCCCUGGGUUCCCUGGUGUAGGGAAGCCUGGAGUGGCAGGACUUCAUGGGCCCCCAGGGAAGCCUGGUGCCCUUGGUCCUCAAGGUCAGCCUGGCCUUCCAGGGCCCCCGGGACCUCCAGGACCACCUGGUCCUCCAGCUGUGAUGCCCGCUACACCACCUCCCCAGGGAGAAUAUCUGCCAGAUAUGGGGCUAGGAAUUGAUGGUGUGAAACCUCCCCAUGCCUAUGGGGCUAAAAAAGGCAAGAAUGGAGGGCCAGCCUAUGAAAUGCCUGCAUUUACAGCGGAGCUGACUGCACCCUUCCCGCCAGUGGGGGCCCCAGUGAAGUUUGACAAGCUGCUUUAUAAUGGCAGACAGAACUACAACCCCCAGACUGGCAUCUUCACCUGUGAGGUCCCUGGUGUCUACUACUUCGCUUACCACGUUCACUGCAAGGGCGGCAACGUGUGGGUUGCUCUCUUCAAGAACAAUGAGCCCAUGAUGUACACAUAUGAUGAGUACAAAAAGGGCUUUCUGGACCAAGCAUCUGGGAGUGCCGUGCUGCUGCUCAGGCCUGGAGACAGGGUGUUCCUCCAGAUGCCCUCAGAACAGGCUGCUGGACUGUAUGCGGGGCAGUACGUCCAUUCCUCCUUUUCAGGAUAUUUAUUGUAUCCCAUGUAAAAAAUAAAAUGAAAGAGAUUUAAUAGAAGAAAAGGAGACAUCAAAAAUACAAAUGAAAACAAUUGCUUCAAAACAUUUAUAUAGUUGGAAAGUUAUAUUUAAGUGAAAAUUUGGACCAUCUUGUACAAAUAAAAACUAAGAUGCAUGUUAAAUACUCUGCACAGCAGCUUGUAAUUGAAAAUGAUGGGAUAGAUUUACAUACCAAGUACUGACACUUAUGUUGUACCCACUGGAAUCAUGUUAGCUGUUGUAUGUUAUAUGCUUCCAUGAUAACCUGCUUAUUCAGAUCAGUCAAAAUAUGUCAGUAUGAGAGGUCAUAGCUGAUGAAAGUCACCCACUCAUAUUGUUUCUUUUAAAGUAUUUAUAAAUAUGCCUUUAAAAAUGUCCACAAUUACAUACUGCUUUUACUUGCAUAAUUUUCUCUCUAUCUGUGCAUACCAAAUGUAUGUGUGGCAGAGGGCAGGAAGUCUGUAAUGCUACUAUCUCAGUAGGAUGAAGGGAGAAAUGGAAAUGAUGGUAGUUUGUAGUCCAAGGGAUAUUUCUCUCCUAUUCAAGGCUGUCUUUUAGCAGUUCUGUCUUUAGUCAGAACUGUGUGUCAGAGAGCUCUCUGAAAGGACACGCAAACCAGACAAUCAUCAUAUACAUGCUCAGCACCUCCUCUGUGCAGAACAUUGAGAUGCUAGACUGGGGCCUAAGUCUACAAGGAGCUUACAAACCAGCUAGAGACAUGAGUAAUGAUUAACUCAUUCAUUCCUCAAGGGUUUCUUCUGCUUUUUUUUUCCAGUGACUUCUUUUUCUUUUUCUCCUUCUGUGUAAUCUCUUUUCAAUAUGGCCCUACCCAUAUAAAUA